AUGGCUGUAGCAUACCGGGAGCCUCUCUUUGAGACAGUGGGGAAGCGCAUGGUCGUCACAGGCUGUGCUCUGAUGCUAAUAAUUGGUGGUGUUCCAGCUUUGGCCACUGUGCGCUUCCUGCUGUCUGCUGGGCCCACCUUGGCAUACAUCAACGUGGAUGUGGUGCCAGGUGUGAUCAUAGCUGUUGGAGAGCAGCUUCUGUCAGACAAUUUAGACUGUCAGAACAAGGAAAUAGGCCCAGACUACAUAAAAGAUCACUUGCCUAAAGUUCACCAGCAUACCGCCUACAUAGGAGAAAAGCGGCCAGCAUUAGAGAAAACUGGAGAUCUCAGAUAUUUGUGCAGGUCUGCCUCGAGCAGAAGCCUGCCAGCAAAAUAUAAACACGAGUACACUGGUGGAAUUGGUUGGGGGAUACCAGAGUACAAUUUCAUCAACAGAUCAAGAAUGGAGAGCGGCUUUCAGAUCAAGUAUGGCGAAAUAAGUCAUUGUGCAAUUGAUAAACUAACCCACCGUUACCAAAACCCUUGGCAACCGAAGCCUUUUGUCCUGGAUAAGCAGGGAGGAUAUAGUCGUGGUUUUCUUGCUUGGAAUAUGAGUGAUUACGAAGACACACAUGAGAGAAACUCCAAGCGGGCUAUUCUCAUUAAACAGAGUAAGUUACUAAGGACCACCCUGCCCUCCAGGCUGCCCAAGCUGCUGAGGAAGGAAGAGAAGGUAAGCUGCCAUCUUUCUGAAUCAUCCCUAGAAAAGUCACAUUGCAGACUAGAGCGGGGCAUUUGCUUUAAUAGUUUCACAGCUCCUUUCUACCUAUCAAACCAGACUGUAAUCCAGGUUAAAUUUCCUCUGUAA
Acomys russatus (golden spiny mouse) is the source of this 849-nucleotide messenger RNA. RefSeq names its product chromosome 15 C4orf45 homolog (gene Spmip2). Lineage: Eukaryota; Metazoa; Chordata; Mammalia; Rodentia; Muridae. The coding region runs from base 1 to 849 and encodes 282 amino acids. The transcript is spliced from 6 exons. The record is from RefSeq and is a predicted model, not a curated record.